CGAUUGUCCUCACAUCGGGAGUGCUGUUCGGGACAACGGAAUCAGCCGAUGUAUGCCGACAUUUUCCGGGCCCGUUUGUUAUUGUUGUAUGCUGGGGAGGACGAGACCCGACACAUAUCGCCCUAUUUGGAAGCAGUGUACACACCUGCAUUCGAAUAAGGCACAUCAAAAUGUGGAAUAUCCUAGAAUAAUUUGGAGUACUGAAAUUGUAGUCGUUGCUUUUAUUCAUCACACGAAGAUUGAAAAUUUUGUGGUAGAAAGCUUGUGAGACAAGACUGACAAACGUCUGCUUCAUUUCGUCGACCAACCCUUUGUAGGGUUGGACUCGCCAAGCGGGGUCUACGUUUGCGUGUGAACUCUAAUAUAUAUUCUUUUGACCAUGGACUUAAUGUUUGAAUGGGAAUAUGAAGGGGAUAGGUUUUCAUUCGAGGAUAGUGAUAGGUUUGAGGAAGAUUCGUUGUGUUCGUGGGGAAGUGAACCCGAAAGUGUCUGCAAUAACUGGAGAGGUUGGAAGAGACAAAAUGGUGGCCCCAACGUAGGCGCAGGCAGGGAGAGACAAGUAUCGCCUUUGGCAGAAUUGUCAGCCAAAGCUGUUGCUUGCCACAUCCCUUUUGAGGUAGUUGAACGUUUUCCAGAGCCUAUUCCAGAACCGGUUCAGCUACGUAUAGCUUUUUGGAGUUUUCCAGAAAGUGAAGAAGAUAUACGAUUGUAUUCAUGUUUAGCAAAUGGCAGUGCAGAUGAGUUCACCAAAGGGGAACACCUGUACAAGAAUAAAUCAGUUAAGGAUACUUUACAGAUAGGUUUUCAUUUAAGUGGGACAGUAGUCACAGUGCAAAAUGUUGCUCAAGGUCAGAGUAAGGGCAGCUUCAAUGUGGCUGUUGUGUUUGACAGACGCAGGAUCUCCGGCUGUACGUGCACCUGUGGAAGUUCAGCCAGUUGGUGUGCCCACAUUGUGGCCCUCUGUCUGUUCAGGAUCAAAGAGGCCAGCUCUGUGUGCCUGCGAGCACCUGUGUCUGAAUCCUUGUCCCGGCUACACAGAGAUCAGCUUCAGAAGUUUGCCCAGUACCUCAUCAGUGAGCUGCCACAACAGAUCUUGCCGACAGCUCAGCAGAUCUUGGAUGAGUUGCUUUCUUCCCAAGAAACCGCCAUGAAUACAGAGUACGGAGCACCAGAUCCGACCGCUGGACCGUCCGCUAGUGAGCAGACCUCUUGGUCCUUGGAUGAGUCUGCACUCCAUGAAAACAUUAAAAAGACUCUGGUCAAGUUCUGUAUACCUUCACCUAUGGUUUUCAGUGAUGUGAACUACCUGACGGCCAGUGCUCCCCCUGCUGCAACAGAGUGGCAAAGUUUGCUGAGACCAUUGAGAGGAAGAGAGCCAGAGGGCAUGUGGAAUCUGCUGUCUAUUGUGAGGGAGAUGUUCCGACGACAUGACAGCAACUCUGUGCCCUUGCUGGAGAUUUUGACUGAUGAGGUUCUGCAGUGUGAACAGAUCUUGAUCUGGUGGUUCAUCACAAAAGUGUCACCAUGCAACAAUGCAACAGUCAUUCACUGCAGUAGAAGUGGCAACACAGCCAAUGCGACACAGAAUGCGGCCUCCAGCCUCUGCGAUGAAAUUGUCACUUUGUGGAGGCUGGCUACGCUGAACCCGAAGCUGUCCCCAAAUCAGCGACAGGAUAUGCUGGCCAAAUUUCGAGACUGGCACAUAAGCACUAUUGAGAAAGUGCGUAAAUUUCGAAACAAUUCUUCCAAUAAUGCUGCGAGUGGCCUCAAGAAAGGUGACAUUGAGAAUUUUCCAGGCUUCAAACCUGCUAUUGAAGCUUGUGCUUUGACGUGGGAAGAUUAUCCCAUUCCUGGUAUUACUUACUCUGCAAAAGACAGCUCUAGGUUUUACUACCACUUUGGUUCCAACAAACCUCAUGAUAGUGACUGUAAAAAACCUUCCCGGGUCCAGCCGGUGACUAUAUGCUCUCAGGACAUCAUCAGCACGGAUAAUCCCAGUAGAAAUCUUGCUCAUUCCCAACGAUCUCAGGAGGUGCGGGGCAGUCGUGGCCGGCCAGCUGACCCUCGCCCAUCCCACCCUUCCCGACGCGACUCGGGCCAUGAUGGUGCUAUGAGCUCUGGCUCUGAGGGUUUCUGUGAGCCAGAGAGGGGCUUCAGGGACUCCGAUUCUAGUGGGGACUACAAAGGCAACCCUUCGAGAAGUAAUUCCUUUGAGGAGGUGGACUCUCUGCAUAGUUAUGCUCCGAAAUCAUCAUCCAUUCCUGCGUUGUCAAAAGUAGCAGUUUCCUCUUCCUCCCCUCUAAGCAAUUCUCAGCUUUUGAUAGCAGCCAGACAACCAUCUCUGGAGAUUGAUGUUUUUGACGAAAGCAUUGCAGACUUGGACGGUGGUAUCGGCGAUAUUGCUCCCAAUGUAAAUCCGAAGAAUCCCAGCAACAUGUUGCCUGCCCUUGGAGCAUAUGCGUACCCCCCACCCAACUGUCAGCCCGUGUCACACUCUAUGGCUGCUGCUGCAAACGCUGCUGCUGCUGCUACCGCCCCGUCCUCCUCCUCUUCCAUGUUUGUGUCUAGUCUUCAGUCAUCCUCAGGGUCUACACCUCCAGCGGAGUUGGCGGUGAAUGCUGUUGCCAAACAGGGUCCUCCUGAAAAUCCAGAAGCUCAGCAGUCCAGUGAUGAGUACCAGAUUUACUACUAUGAUACCAAGGCGAAAGUCACGGAUGCUGACAAGAAAAAAAAGGAGAAAGCAGACGAGCCUAAUGUCUUUGCAGGUCUCAAGAGUGCUGAAAAUAUGCAAGAUGAUGAUUCUGAUUCUGAUACUGAUUCUGAAUGUGAUACUGAAAUGGAGAUCCUGUUUGCUAGAGCAGAAGCGCUGCAUGCUCAUGGCCACACAAAAGAUGCUUCACGUUUAGCACAGAGGCUGGCAGAAGAAAUGCUGAGCAAUCCUCCAGACCUAUUGGCUGAUUCUGCUAGCGCACCAUCUCCCAAAUGUGAAGCUGGCUCAUCAGGAAACAGAACUUCUUCAGCUUCUAAAGAAGAUCCCGCUUGGUGUGAAAGAGAUGAAGGAAAUUCGGUUCCGGGCUGAACGGCUGCGUGAUGGCGCCCUGAAGUCGCGAGGAGAAGCUCUGCUGCCUCUCAGUUUGGCUACCUUCAUCUUUGAGACGCUUUGCGUGCCAGCUUGCCUCGCCUACACACCUGAUGAAAAACUGGGUUUUGAAGCUGCAGUAACAGCUUUAGGCAUGAAAGCCAAUAUUGCCGAAGCUGAUCAUCCCUUGUUGUGUGAGAGCACCCGCAGGCAGAGAGGAGAGCUGGCCAUUGCCAUGCUGGUACACUACAAGGAUGAUCAAGUCAAGUUGAGUAAGAUCAUGGAGAAGCUGCUUGACAAGGAGGUGCACCAACAGUACAAAGCUCCCAGCCUGUUGACCUACCUGUCUGGUCACAAGCAGCCAUGCUCCAGCCACGGCGCAGCUGUGUCGCAGUCUGGCAGCCAGCGGAGUAGUGAGUCUGGCAGCUCAUCUGGGUACCGCAGUCAGGGCGGUGGUCGGGCUGACCUAUACUAUAAUCUGGUGGUGCGGGAGAGGAAUGGUGCAGCUGGGACGCGUUCUGAAAGCCGUACGGAGCGGGGACUGUGGAGGGAGGACAGGCCUGACUCUGGCACCAGCACCGACAACACUGCCACUCCAGUGGGUGCGUCUGCUUCUUCCACGCCAAAUGGAGGGGCCAGGCCCAAGACCAAUUUCUCUCUCAGAUAUAACAGUGGUAAAGAUACUGACAGCUCAGCUAUGGAGGAAGAAGAUGACCUGAAAGCACUGGAAGCCAAGAUAAGGUGUAUGGGCAUGAAGAAAAAACCAUCACAAGGUAUGGCCAGUAUAGACAGCAGUGCACCAGAGACGACGUCUAGUGACAACUCUCCCACUCUGAUCCGGAGGAACUUUGCCAAGCACCAGGGUCCUGGCAGUGACAGUGGAAGCAGUGGGGAGAGCGACUCACUGGGCUCCAGUAGCAGUGGGGACAAAGGUGUCCGCGCACAGGCCAGGGAUAAUGAGAGCCCUCCAAGUCCCUAUUUGAACCGGAUGUUGUUACCCCAGGCACUGAUGGACUCGAGAGGACAAGUCAGUGGAAAGAACAUCAGGUACAAAGGCCGACAGAGGAUCAUGCCCACAGUACCCAACCAACCGAGUGAAGCUGGGUACCAUUUCAUGUUUGAACUGGCCAAGACUGUGCUGCAGAAGGCUGGAGGCACCUCCUCCACCUCUCUGUUCACACAGCCCAGUAGCAACACCGGCCACACCGGACCACACAGGAACCUGCAUCUCUGCGCUUUCCAGAUUGGACUCUAUGCAUUGGGCUUGAGUAACUGUGUGGCUCCCAACUGGCUCUCCAGGACCUAUUCAUCUCACGUGUCCUGGAUCACAGGUCAGGCCACAGAAAUCGGCAGUGCUGCAAUCCGCAUGAUCGUCGACACGUGGGAGGGUCACCUGACCCCACCAGAAGCAGCCUCAUUGGCUGACAGAGCAUCCCGAGGUGGCGACCCCACCAUGGUGCGUGUGGCCGCGGAGCUGGCUCUGUCGUGUCUGCCUCACGCCCAUGCCCUCAACCCCACGGAGGUCCAGCGGGCUCUGUAUCAGUGCAAGGAGCAGAGCCGCGACAUGCUGGAGAAGGCCUGUCUUGCUGUGGAGACAGCUGCAGAGGGAGGCGGAGUCUUCCCAGAGGUAUUGUUUGAGGUUGCUCGCCACUGGUACGAGUUGUCUGAGGAAGCCAGCCAGAACUCCCCUGAUUCAAUGGACAGUAGUGAUGGUAGCAGCCACACUCUCAGAGGGAGGAGAGAGUCUGGAAGUCCUGCUUCUCAUGCUUCCACUGAUCCAGGAUCCUCAAGUAGCGAUCGGACAAGUCCCAGCAGUGGGCCCAAGUCCAACCACUACAGCACAGUAGCAGGGGUGGCGGUCCACAGCAGCCAGUCCCCAGCCCACAGCCAACAGCAGGUGGCCUCCCCUGUGUCUUCCUCCCCUCAGCUCAUCCCCAGCUCCACGCCGCACCUGCCCCCGCAGACAGUUGUCCUGGUGCCCGCCCACAGUGCCGGCCCACCCCCGCUGGGAGCCCACUAUGUCCAGCCCUACAACUAUGUCCAGCCUGUGACCACCGCUACCCCACCCCCCGGGGCCUUCUCCCACCACCAGUUCCCACACUCUCCCAGUGGCCAGCACUCGCACCAUGCCAUCCACAGCCACAACCUGCAUCCCCACACGGCCUAUGUGGCCUCCUACACCUACCCCACGCAGGCUUCCUUCACCAGUCUGCCACCCAACAUGUACCACACCGGGAAUGCUCCACACUUGCGAGCUCUGCCACCUGUGCAGGUUUUCUCUAGCCAGCCUCACCCGGCCAUGCAUGCUAUGCACCCUGUUGAGGUGGUCACUACCAGCCCACCAUCUGGCAAUCCUUCCCCAGUGCAGAAUUCCACUGUGGCUGUCCCACAGGUCCAGCCAUGCACCCACAAUCAGUUGCAGCUGAACUACUUGAUGGCUGCAUUCAGAACUGGCAUGCUGGCCAUGGAGACCUUGUCCCGAAGAGUGCACGACGACCGUCCGCAGACCAAGUAUGCGAGGAACCCACCGUACGGAGAAGACGUCAAGUGGCUUCUCUCUAGUGUGGCUAUCAAACUGGGAACCACUUUUCUGCAGCAGUUCUGUGCUAGUGCUGUGAAUGCAGUCGUCAGUCCCUUCAUUCUCUACGACCUGGCAAUGGAAGCAGCUCGGUUCCUAGCUCGUAACAACCCAACACACGUCCCCACUCAGCUGAGGUCCAAUAUACUCAACUCCCUGUUCCAGAAAUGUCUGCAAAUGUUUAUUCAGUGUGCCCUCCAGCGCAUCCAUCACAUCAACAAUGCCGACUAUGACGAGUUUGUCAGCAUUGUCUGCAAUGCACGCAACGCUUUCUACUUGGCCCCAGGAGGUAUAGUCCAGUUCAAUGAGCUACUGCAGAGUCUGCGCCGAUCUAAAUCGUGUCGCAAAGAUCUAUGGCAGAGAAUUGUCAAUGGACUGGCCAGUGGCAGUGUAUGAUGCUACCCAACUUGUAGGUGCUCACAUGUCACUGGAAAUAUUUAGAUUAUUUAUUGAACUGAGAAACAUUGUCAUUGUGCCCUACUCUAAUUUAUUCAUCUAAUGAAAAAUUCAUUGCAUUGUGUUGAUUAUGUUAUUACAUGUUGUUCUCCAACAGAGAUUUAAAGGUUGAUUACAUCAAAUGGCUGCGGAGGAAUGGGUGUUUUUUAAAUUGAAAUAUGCGUCACUUCUUUUUGGUAUUCAAAUGACAUACUAAUGGGGGUGAUUAAGUCUGUACCGUUAUUUAUUUAUUCAUUCCUUUGAAACGUUAGUUUUCAUGAACUUUUAUACAUCUGUUAUCAUUAAUAAAUAUAAAGUGUUUCAGAGACUAUUUCUCCUAUAGUUUGAACCAUAAACAAAAUUGUUUAAUCAUUAUUUCCUUGCUAAAAAUUCAAAAUGCACUGUUACAUACCAGCACGCUGCCUUCUUGACUUACAAUUAACAGUUCAUUUGGAGGCAAAAUUUUCAAACGAAAAGGAGUCCCAUAAUUUUUUUCUUCCAUUUUGUGUGAGUAUACCACUGGGAAUUGUAUCCAAUUUUGUCCGUCAUGGUUUACAUAAUGAAUUUGCUUAGAUAGACUCUUUUUGUCCUUAUCCAGGAUUAUGAAUGGUAUCUUUGUCAGUGCCAUAUGAAGUGACCUUACAUUUAAUGCUUUUAGUGGAAUUUUUUUUAUUACACUAAGGUAGAGGCUUUUGCAGGAGCUGUAUAACAUGUGGAGUUGUUUUAGACAAAUGGAAUGCGAUCUUUUGGUAUUGUGUAUUAGGAAAGUCUUUGCUGAUUGAAUACAAUCCAUAGUGGUAAAUAAUGAUAACCGAGACCCAACUCAUAGUACGUCAACAAUAAUGUCCUCUGAGAUGACAAACUAUACAUGAUCACAUGUGUGAGGGUAAAAAACAAAACCAAAAAAAAAAAAGAGUUAAAAGUGUAUCAGUUUUCUUCGGUUUUAUUGCAUGGAUGGUGGAAACUGAUGUAGCUGAUUUGUGUGUAGUUUUUUGGUUGAUUCGGGCAGUUGUUUGAGUUGCUGUCUCAGUUCUGAAGAUUGGGACUUUGAUUUAGACUAAAGAUUUUGGGCUUUUUCCUAAAAAUGUUUUUAAAAAAUCAUUUACUGCGCACUGCAAUUGUAAAUUGAGGUACAAUUUUAUACAUCUCACAGAAUGGUGUUUGGACAGUUUACAGAGGUGCUAGUUGUGAAUACGUUUAAUAAGGUACUGCUCAGGCUAGAGAGAAAAGCACUGAAAAUUGGUUGCUUUUUGUGAGGUCUAUGCUUGGACAUUUGUUAUGGCUUGUUCACUUUCGUAUGUGUCUGUGAGUUAAAAAAUUUCCAGCUCAUUCAUUUACCUAUGACCUUGUAACAUUGCAUAGCACUUCUGCAGACCUGCGACCGAAUAAAAUUAUUUUUCCAAUAUCCUGAUUCAGUAAUAAAAAAGUUUCUCUAUUUGGGCCCUAUAUUAGGGUUACUAAGAUAAAUGAUUUACAGUAACUUAGCCUACAAAUUGCACAUCUUGAGAAAGCGACACCACUCUGCCCCUACAUUUUAGUGUAAGCCUGCAGGUUUCAUCUUAUAACUGUCUAGACGUCUCCUGUCUGUUGAGUCGUGUUUCAUAGGUGUUCAUUAAAUGGGGUGUAGAUAAAAAAUAAGGUCAAUUUUUUUUUUAAUUUGGGGGGGGGGCUAAUGUCAAAGAUAACACGUAGGAACCUUAGUUUGCUGUGACCUUCAUGAAUGGACGUUUUAGAUUCUGUUGGUCAUCCAACUUUUUAACUCUUUUUCAAAGAACUGAAAAGAUAAAAUAUAGUGAUUUAAUUUUAUCAUGCUUUUACUGCGGACGGAUGAAAGUUAAGAAGCUACAACAGUAUCUACUUUAUAUAGAUUUAUGCUUACUCGUGAAGUGAUCUGUUAGUGAAAGAUAAAGCUGAUUUCAUUGUAAUAUAAAGAUGUCUUGCUCAUUUCUUCUGAAUUUGGCUUUUAUUUUACUGAAGCAUUCAAAAUGUUUGUUCACAAUAAAUACUUUUUGAGGAGAAAUGGUUUGCAUAUUUAAGACAAAGAAUCGCUAUUUUAAAAAUCCAGGGUUUUUGCACUUUUAGUAUUUAUUUAAUUUUUAUUUGACUAAAACUCCCAAAAAAAUGAUUAAAAAGGCAUGGAAGUGCUGUUAAGAACAAAAAUUUGUUUUUAUGUAGCUUCUCUUCAGCAGUACAUCAGCCCCCUCAGACUGGGGGAACACUGAUGUCAUUUAUUUAUUUAUGUGCUCCAGGCCUGUCUCAGCCGAUUGCUUUGUAAAUUCAGAUUUGUAAAUGAAUAGAGCUUGAAUUACACAGAAUGGGUUAGUUUUAUUUUUCUCAGGAGGUAUGAGACAAAGCUGAGGGUUGAAUUAUGUGCUCCAGUGUUGUUGGGCCAGACGACAGAGUGAGAUUUACUCCACUUUGCCCCCCCCCCCCAUAUUUCUGUGUCCCAUCAUUCAUAACAACUUUAGGAAACCUGCUUGUUGAGUUGCUAAGAAUAUUGUCAAUUUUGAGAGCGUAGUUGUUGAAUGUUUUUUCUCACUUUUGGGUUGAAUGCUGAAAAUGAUUCAGGAAGUACAGAAGGGGAAAAUUAUUGUGUGCCAUUGAGAUGCAUAAUGUAUUUUACCACAAAGUUAUGUUUUUUAAAAUAUAUAUAAAUAUAAAGUAAGCUUUUGAUUGACAGUUGUAUCUAGUGUGUCACCGAAAGCUGUUGGUUAAUUCAGGCUUUGUCAUAAUGUCACAUAUUUUUGUUUCUUUUUUUGCUGUACUUUGGUAUCAGAUAAAUAUUUAUUGGCUUCCAUUGGCUUGCUGAGAAUUCCUGGUGGAUUUGUAAUUUUGGAAAGGUAGAAGUAAUUUUAAGUGGUUUGUUUUAUUUCAUGCUAGAGUAGAAUUUAGUUAAGUAGCUAGCUCUAUUUCAAACGUGGUAGUUGUCAGCAAGCUACUUCUGGUUUUGUCCUUUUCACAAGAGGAAUCCAAGCACUAUCGCUUUGAUCUUACCCUACUAAGUCAUUCUUUUGUAUUUCCCAUAGCAGUAAAGAUACAAAGGUUAAUCUAGUCUGUUGAACACAGGGACAUAUCUAUUGAUCUGAAAAAAAGAAAAGUAGAAAAAAAAAAUUUCUCUGAACUUUGCAUUUUUCUCUUUGAUUAUUUAUUUAUGUGAGUAUACAUGUGUGUAUGCUUAAUAAUGAUCAUCCUUUUCAUAACAGUACAUUACAUAUUGCAUAUAUAUUUAUAUACUAAAUCAAUAUAUUGUUGUUUACACUGGAUAGUAGCAUAGAAAUUGGUGGUGUGUACUGUGUCUUGGUUCUGAGUGUUUGAUGUGUCGCUGUCUUUUUUCUCACCAGUUUCUGACUUUACGCACUUGAAACUGUAGUAACAUUGCGUUGACACCUGUACAGUGACCGUCCCCACCCCCCCACACACACCUCUAAGUUUUGGUGUAGAAAUCAGGGAUUUUAUUAUUUUCAUUUCAUCAAGAUUUUUUUUUCGGCGUCUGUGUCUGCGAUUUUUUUUUCCUUUCCAUUUCACAUCAUGAAGAGGGCUUUUUUUCCUUCAUCUUUAUAAAAUUGGCACUUUGAUGUACUGUAGGGUUCUUUAAUUUAUCUCUCCAUAAUAUAAGUGCAAUGUAUUUUUUAUUGGGCUAUGGUUACUGGAUGGAUAGUGUUAAGAAGUCUAGGGUUGAGUGUUUCAGCUUUGUCUUGCUUUGUCACAGAUUCUCAGCAGGAAAUUCCGGGAUGUGAAAGUUUCAAAAUUUGUUAAGGAGGUCUGAAAUUUCUUAAUAAAAUGUUUGAAAGGAGCUAUGCAGAUGAAAGAAAUGCAUGAUUUCAAAAUAACUAGCUUUAUUGAUUUGUUAAAUGAAAUAAAAGUUCCUUAAGAGUAAUUAUGAUGGAUUGUGGAUGAUGGAGAAAUAGAUGAAUGGUCCAAAAUAAAGAAGAGGUGUUGCAGAGAAACCUGCCAAAAAACAUAGACUGGUUUUGGAUAAAAAGCUCCAAAGUUUUAUUGGGGUUUUUUUUCUGAAUUCUCUCCAAUCAUUCCUGUGGCACUUUGCCUCCCCUUAGAACCAACAGCAAGUUUCAUCGACGUUUUUGUUACGUCUCCUCGCAAUAGUGCGAAAAAGGCAUUAAAGCUAAACUGUUUUGGUACUGGCUUUAUGAUUUAUAGCUUGCCAAAUAAAUGGUACUUUUGUUUCAGGAAAACUCUACAGAGAUUCGGUCUGUCUAGGAGUAUGUGUUCUGUAAUACAGUUGAUGUCGAUAUUAUGUUUCAGUUUUAAAACAAUUUUUUGUAAAGUGUGAAGUGUGUAGACAAAUUAUAUGGGGGUUUUAUCAGAAGAUCUUUUGGAACUUGAUCAGGCAUGUUCAUCAGCUGUCAUCUAUAAAUUUUGUAAAAAGAAAACUGUUUUGUGCAGUGUGGAGGUGUUUGUUUGAUGGAAGCUCAUUAUUGUAGUAUGUCAGAAGUUUACUAGAUAACCCAGUCAGUCAAGUUCAUCUGUUAAGAGACAUACCUUUUUCAUCAGUUAUCUUCUCAACACGUUUAUGUUCCAUGUUUAGUUAACAGUUGUGCAACAUAUGGUUUCUACCUGAAAAAUUGGGUAUAUUACUUCUAAUUAGACAGUUUAACUGGAUUCUACAGUUUGAAUGUAAUCCUAUUUGACACAAAGUCAGUCAUUUUGAAAGUGUGUCAUUUUCCCCUGUGCUUAAUGUAAAAUGGUGUUGUAGGUGACUCAGAUAAAACAGUGUGACUUGUUCACAAAAAUGGUGAGCAAAGUUGCUGUGGUCUAAGAUAUGAGUGGAGUGUGAAUAGCUACUGGUCUGGUUCCUGUGCUUCUUGGUGCAAAGAGUGUAAUAGCAGACAUUAGUAAAUGUCCAGAUGGUUUCCUGUGUCUGGAGAGAACCAGAUAGUGGUGUCUUGUUGAUAUUUUUAGAAGGGGAUUUUUUUGUUAUUACGCAAAGCUCAAAGGAGUUUGUCUGUUGUUUUCUUUGUCCAGAAAUAAAUGACUCUGUACAGGUUAAAAUAGCUUGUUAUGUCAUUCUAAUGAGUUGUAACAUACGUUCUCUGACUUUGAUGGAAAUCAAACUUUACAUAUUGUCAUUUUAUGAAUAAUGAAUGCAGCCGUAAAGUCAGUGUAGGCUCUUCAUUUGGAGUAUUCAUGAUCUCACAGAUAUCAUAGUGUACAAAUUCACUUGAACUAUAUAAACCAUGACUGAAGACUUUUCCAUCAUUUUGCGGUAUCAUAUGUCAUACUUCGUGUAUAGUCUAUCAUUGGAUUUCAGCUCGAAGCACCCAUCGUCGUCCAUACUUAAUACUUCAUCUUUGUUCUUAUCUUCGAGCAUGUGUACAGAACUUGAUUUGUUCAUAGUAAUGAGUAAAUUUACUGCUUUUAGUUACUUUACACCGAAGGGUAAAAGUCCAUAGGGACAAGGCUUGUAAGAGCAACGACAACAGCACGAAGUAUAUCAUUGAUUGGCAGAGACAUUUCUCUAUUAGAGGCUUACUUUUUCAUUAUAGAUUUAAAUAAUUGUUGUCUCUUGUAAAGGGCUUAUCACGCCGUUUAAAGCAGCAUGAAAGUUUAACAGUCAGUAGUUGCUAUUGGGUUUUCUCUGUGACGUAUAUCAUCUGAACACCCCCCACCCCUCUCCCCAGUUCAGUAUAGUAUAGUCAAAAUAUUUUGAUAACAAUUGUUAUGCCAUUGUUAAGUCCAUUGUAGAUGUUGAUAUACAAGAAGGUAGUAUUGGUAAUGAGGGCUGUAAUGGGUAUGGGCUUGUUGGAUGUAUUCUUCUUUAAUUUUCUGGGUUAAAUUUCUCUGUGAAUGAUGUAACAAAAAUUAACCUGUUGUGAUUUGUGUCUUGUCGACAUCAUCAUUGUCUCUUACCUCGGAGAUCUUGACCUCCCAAGCUCUUGAGUUAUCCUCCUGCCAUCUCGUCCAUGAAUUUCCCAUCUUGCAUACACAGUCCUGAAGUAAGGUCCAACUUCACAUCAUUUGCUCUUGUUGUAUAGAAAUCAAAAAAGAAAAAGUAUAGCUUGUCUGUAUAGUAAAAA
This is a messenger RNA of Aplysia californica (California sea hare), 12127 nucleotides long. Its product is annotated as zinc finger SWIM domain-containing protein 8. NCBI's taxonomy places the organism in Eukaryota, Metazoa, Mollusca, Gastropoda, Aplysiida, Aplysiidae. Gene Ontology annotation, cellular component: Cul2-RING ubiquitin ligase complex. The record is from RefSeq and is a predicted model, not a curated record. Gene Ontology annotation, molecular function: zinc ion binding.